AUGGGUGACAAAGUCACGAUAGCGAAGUUCUUGUGUCAGAUAAAUACAGAACUUGUGCGUCUGGCAAGAAAUCUUGUGGAUUUAGAGGACUUAGAGGAACAGGAAAAAAGGGAAAAUAGAAUACAAAGGAGAUGGUGGACCAGAGACUGGCUGCUACUUAGACCCAUUCACGGUCAGUAUGAGGCUCUGAUGGCAGAACUUCAAGUGGAGGACCACCAGGUCUUCCAGCAAUUUCUGCGUGUAGAUGUGGCCACAUUCUAUGAUAUCCUGGCCAGGAUUGAGGGAAGAAUCACCAAGCAGAUCACCGCCUUAAGGUACCCCAUCUCUCCUGCUUUAAAGCUGGCGUUCACCCUCAGGUAUCUUGCCACCAGAAACGCCUACCGAGACCUCCGGUUCGGAUUCAGAGUAGCUCAUAACACCAUGUCAGGCCUCAUUGUUGAUGUGUGCCAGGCUCUGAUUGAUGUCAUUGAACAAUUGUUUGUCAAGCUUUCCACAGAACCUGAAGAAUGGCAGCAGGUGGCUCAGACCUUUCAGCAGAAGUGGCAGUUCCCACACACCCUUGGUGCUCUUGAUGGGAAGCACAUUCGAAUCAAGAAGCCGCCCCACUCAGGUUCUAUCUACCAUAACUAUAAGGGUUUUGACUCCAUUGUACUCAUGGCCUUGGUGGAUGCCAAGUACCGCUUCCUAUGGACACAAAUUGGAGACGUCGGCUCUAGUUCGGAUGGUCAGAUCUGGAACCAUUGUGACCUUCGCCAAGCACUUGAAGAAGGUGUCCUUGGUGUUCCAGAUGCAGACCUGCUACCAGGGGAUGAUGUUGACACUCCCUACUACAUCAUAGGGGAUGAUGCUUUCGCUAUGAGAACCUGGUUGAUGAAACCUUUUCCUUAUUAG
Mercenaria mercenaria is the source of this 891-nucleotide messenger RNA. RefSeq names its product putative nuclease HARBI1. The coding region runs from base 1 to 891 and encodes 296 amino acids. NCBI's taxonomy places the organism in Eukaryota, Metazoa, Mollusca, Bivalvia, Venerida, Veneridae. The transcript has a single exon. The record is from RefSeq and is a predicted model, not a curated record.